Molecule: messenger RNA, 1143 nt
Organism: Plasmodium gonderi
Lineage: Eukaryota; Apicomplexa; Aconoidasida; Haemosporida; Plasmodiidae
Product: DNAJ domain protein
Exons: 1
Coding region: 1-1143 (380 amino acids)
Biological process (GO): protein refolding
Cellular component (GO): cytoplasm
Molecular function (GO): Hsp70 protein binding
Source: RefSeq, a predicted model, not a curated record
AUGAUUAGGAGAAAAAUCUACUACUCGUUCAUAUUUUUAGCUAUUUUAAAAAGUUUCAAAAUAAACGAAAGAUGGAGUGUCUUAAUUAAUGCUUGGUAUACACAUGAAGAAGUGGACAGUGACUACAAUCACAGCAAAUUGUAUGACGUAUUAGGAGUUCAUAAAUAUGCAAGUACCGAAGAGAUUAAAAAGGCGUAUAGAAAAUUAUCCAAAAAGUACCACCCAGAUAAGGUAAAAGAUAAAAAUUCGAAUAACCGUUUUAACGAAAUUGCAGAGGCAUAUGAAAUAUUAGGGGAUGAAGAAAAACGAAAAAUAUAUGACAAUCAUGGACUACAAGCAGCCAAAAACGUAGAUACAAAUAAAAUGGAUGAGGACCCAACGGAUCAUUUUAAUAUUUAUGAAAGUUUUUUUGGUGGAGCAGGAGGAUUUAGAAGAGAAGAAAUGAAAAAAGCUGAGAGUUUAAUGUUAAAUGUUGAAAUGAGUCUAGAGCAAUUAUAUAAUGGUGAAUUCUUUACAGUUAUAUAUACCAGAGAUGUAAACUGCUUAAGAAGUGAUGAUUGUAUUAUAAAAAAGAAAGAAUGUAGUGGCAAAGGAUAUAAAACGGUUACACAACAAGUUGCUCCAGGUUUUAUUAUGCAAAACAAAAUGAGAGAUGAAAAUUGUAUUGAUAGGGGUAAAGCAUGGAACCAGAAAUGUUCUUACUGCCCAAAUGGCAUGAAAGAAGAAAAAACAGUUGAAUUAACAUUAGAAAUUGAAAAAGGAAUGAAAAAUAAUGAUAAAAUUGUUUUUGAAAAAAAAGGAAAACAAGAAAUUGGCUAUGAGCAUGGUGAUGUUAUUUUUGUUAUUCAAACCAAGAAACAUAAAAUAUAUGAACGAAAAAAUAAUGAUUUACAUCAAUUUUAUGAAAUUUCUUUGAAAGAUGCCUUAAUCGGAUUUUCCAAAGACAUAGAUCAUAUUAGUGGUGCCCCUAUUCAUAUAAAGAAGCAAACAGUUACAUUUCAUAAUGAAAUUCUUAAGGUGAAAAAUAAAGGCAUGCCUAUUAAAGAUUCAAACAAAUUUGGAGAUUUAUAUAUCAAAUUUUUAGUACAAUUUCCGAAUAAUUUGACAGAAGAGCAGAAGAAGGUUAUUUCACAGGUAUUCUAA